This is a messenger RNA of Plasmodium cynomolgi strain B, 886 nucleotides long. RefSeq names its product DNA-directed RNA polymerase II 23 kDa polypeptide. Gene Ontology annotation, cellular component: RNA polymerase III complex; RNA polymerase I complex; RNA polymerase II, core complex. The record is from RefSeq and is a predicted model, not a curated record. Gene Ontology annotation, molecular function: DNA binding; DNA-directed RNA polymerase activity. Lineage: Eukaryota; Apicomplexa; Aconoidasida; Haemosporida; Plasmodiidae. The transcript has 7 exons. Gene Ontology annotation, biological process: DNA-templated transcription. Bases 1 to 618 code for a protein of 205 amino acids.
AUGGAAGACCCCAUCACGAGGUUCUACAAAUGCAGAAAAACCUGUUGUGAGAUGCUCGAGGACAGGGGAUACAUCAUAACACCCAGAGAGAAGCUGGAAAACUUUGCCACAUUCAAGGAGCAAUUUGAGGAAAAUGAAAAAUUACGAUCCAGAAUGACUAUCAUUACAAGUCACAAGAACGACGCAAACAACAAAAUUAUAGUUUACUUCGCAGAUGAAAUUAAAAAAACGGGAGUCAAACCUUUGAGAGAGCUGACGGAAAAAAUGGAUGAAAAGUCAAUUCAGAGAGCAAUACUUGUGACGCAAAAUACGUUGACGCCCUUCGCUCGAGAUGCAAUUAAGGAAGCUGCCCCCAGACACAUCAUAGAAAAUUUUUUGGACACCGAAUUGUUGGUUAACAUAACCAAGCACGAGCUGGUUCCAAAGCACAUCCCCCUCACGAGUGACGAAAAAAGGAACCUCCUACAAAGAUAUAAGAUUAAAGAAAACAAGUUGCCUCGAAUUCAAGACGUGGAUCCUGUGUGUCGAUACUUCGGCCUCGCAAAAGGACAGGUUGUUAAAAUAAUCAGGCCCAGUGAAACAGCUGGUAGGUACGUGACCUACAGGCUCGUGGUUUGAAAGCGACCCAUUUCGUGUGUCGACUUCACCUCCCUGCAAAAUUGCCGAUCCAUUUUUGUCAUUUUUUUUUUUCCUGUUUUCUUCCUUGUUACCACGAUAUCGUGUGAACAUGUAUUCAUGCUGUUCCCGAUUUCACGCCAUCAUAAUAGUGAGCAUGCGUGCAGUUGCUUCUCCGAGUUUUUCUCCCCCACGUAGUAACCGAUUUGAAUGUUUGCUUUUCCAGCUCCUUUUUAUUUCGUUUACUCAUUACCAUUGUUUUUGAUACUUC